AUGGCAGCAAAGGAGCUUCCCCGGCAUAUCCUCGACGAUUUCGGGGACCCGGUGCCGGGUGACUCGAAGAAGUGGCGGGAUUAUCCGUAUGCGAAUUUGCAAUUGCGCGAAGCAACACAAGGCGUCUACAACGAGCAAAGCGAUGACAUCUUCGCCAACAAUGGCAACGAAGACGCCGCCGUCAUCAAUGUCAUGUUUGACGCAUACAGGACCGUUUUUGACCCAGAUCUCGACGAAAUUCCGGCAGCAAACAGAGACCUCUACCAUGAUGUGGACGAACUGUUCACCGCCGAUAUUCUAAAAAAGUGCCACGACGGUCUUGUUCUGGGACGAAGGGGAGAAUAUCUGCAUGGCGAACACUUGUAUGCAUUGACAGUCAGGCUGUUGCACUUGGCGCAGAGGGAUAGAAACGCCCGCCUAGGUCCAGGAACGGGGAAGCCGACAAGCCGCAAACCCGCAGCAUGGUAUAUUUGCCCCAAUGAGGCGAGUGUGAUGGUUCCGAGCCCAGUGGAUCAUUCAGAGGCUCAGGCUCAACAGGCUAUAGACGAGGCGCAGCCCUACUUGAACAGGCUGAUAGACGCAGAUUUGCGCUUCCAAUAUGAGGAUGUGGUGGAGAGGUUCAAACAGGCCAAAUUUACAGCCCACUUCGCCAACCGAAACAAGGCUCAUUGGAUGGCCUUCAUCCUCCACAAGCCAAUAGAUGCGACGAAGAACUGGACCGCAUUUUUCUUCGAUUCGUCACCACUACCUUUGAAUUUACAGGAGCCAGGACAAAAAUAUGCCAAAAAAGCGUUUGUGAAGUGGCUCGAGAUCAACUGCCCACAAGACACACAGCGGGUUAAAAACGUGUCAUAUGACGGAGAGAAGCCCAAAUCUCCUGGCCCUGCCCUGAUAUUCCUCGACAGGGACAUUUCGACACAAAGCGAUAACUGGAGCUGUUCCCUCCAGUGUAUCUUGAAUAUCUUGGCUUUUAUCCGAUAUGGGUGUUGGGGUUGGGACAUGAUACCGCAUCUGAGAGGUAAAUCGAACAGCGAGAUGGUACAAACUAUGAUGAAAAUUCUCCACAACAUUAUGGCACUCAAAGUCCACAAGAACAACUUAGCGGAUUACAACACCGAGAACACUAAAGGCAAAACUUAUCGUCAGACACCGGUCCUGUUGAACCGAGUAGACCCUGAAGAUGAAGAGUGUAAGCAAAGGGCAGAGAAGGAAAAAAGGAAGAAGGAAGAUGAGCGGAAGAGGGGGGAGCAAGCGGAGAGAGACAAAGAGGAGCAGAAGAAGAAGGAGUGGGAUGACAUGACGCGUAUAUACGAUGAGGCGCAGAGUACUUUACGGACGGAAACCGACGAGAGGAAAAGAGCGCCGGCUAACCAGGUCGUAGCCGAGUGGCCGAACAAGUUAAAAGCGUGGGGAGCAAAGUGGAACGAGACGACGGUAACAAGUAAUAGCAAUGAAACUGAGGAAGUUAAGAGGAAGGAUGCCAAAAGGAAGGAAGCCGCAAGGAAAGAGGCCGAGAAGCAGGCAACUGAGAAGCAGGCAACUGAGAAGCAGGCAGCCGAGAGGCAGGUGGCCGAGAAGCAGAAGGCCGAGAAUGCAAACAGAGAGAGCUGGACUUCGGACAAUCCAGACAGUUCAGACGACAACUCGGACAGUCCAGGCGGUGGAGGCGGUGGACGAAGUGGUGGAAGUGGCCGGAGAGAUGCGCCUAAACGGAAGCGCAGGGAACACAAGUACCAGGGACCCAACAAUACUGACUAUCUGAAUCUGGGAGGGGACAGAAUCAUCAAGCAACUGAGAGACGCCCGUCAGCCUGUAUUGGUCGUGGACAAGGAUGUGCCUGCAACGGCGCCGGGCUCAGAUGGCAUAUACAGACUCUUCGAUCGGCUUCUCGACCUGCCUGAGGUUGCAAUGUUUCCCACCGAAAUCCAUAGCAAGUUCCCCCCCCAUACCUAUCCGGGGAACGAACGGAUGACAAAAGACACAUUCAAUGCCUUUCGACAUUACGAGCAGGCGCUGAGAGAUAUAAGGAAUGGUCAGGCCGUCCAAAAAGAAGGGAUUGUGCCGUUGGCUCUGAGGCAGCUGGCUUCUCUGCAGGCCCAUGUGCGAACCGGACUCCAAAGUUACUCUCGAGGGCUUUGGUUCGUGCUUCCCACCCCGUAUGUGCUGGUCGUCCCCGAGCCUGGGAAGGUCGCCCCCCCUUUGGUACGGUUGGGAGAGUCCAGAGAUCGAAAUGACGGAUUCUAUUAUUCCCGUGCUGAACACGAGGCGAGAUUCAAAAAGGCGGAAUCAACAAUCCAUUUUGUUUACUGGGAAAAGACCAAGCACUGGGCCGUCAUGUUUCGACAUCCUGUACAUGGACAUGCCCUCUACGACUCUGAUGUUACAUUUCAAGGCGACCGGCUCUCGACGCGGCUGGAGGAAGCCGAUGAGGCCAUGAAAGCGUGGCUCAGUCAUAACGGGAUUGCGUUCGGCAAGAGCCUCCGGCCUAACCUUGUCAAAACUCGACCUUCUGCUUCCGAGAGCCACUGGGACAGCGGCCUCUUCGCGCUCCUCAACGUGGUCAGUCGGGUACACUACCGCUGUUAUGGCUGGCAGGGGCUGCCCUUACAAGUCUACCCGGAGCAUACCAGUAUCGCCCUCCGCCGCCGUCAAAUCAGGGCCCUCCACAACCUUGUCGGUCUCCAAAUGAGCGAAGGCAUUGAUACCACCAGAAACUACAAGUCGCCAACUCAACCGAGAUUUGAUUUUGUUGCCCACCCCUACUAUCCGACCCAGCGCUGGGACGGCAGAAACGAGAGAGACAAUGCCAUUGCCCUUCUACGGCCGCCCACUGCUUCAACCAAAAAGCCAGACCGACCGCAGUAUAAAGACCGUGGUCAGAAUCCCAGACACCUGAAGCGCAAAAAGACCACAGACACAGCGGCCACGCUUGUUCGGGAGAUUGGGGAAGGAGAGGGCCAUGGUCCGGAUGGGAAUCAGCCGAGAUCGGGGGCGGAAGAGGUGGAUGCCGUGGCGAUGAGCCAGUUUGAUGGCUCAAAGGAUAAUAUGACGACACUACCCGAGUCUGAACUGGAAAACGCAAAGCUCCGGGCCGAAAAUGUCAGGCUUCUGCAAAUGAUCGCAGCUGACGAGGAGGAGAUCGCUCGAUUGGACGUGAUCAACGACGCGUUGAAGAAAGAGGUCGUUGUCCUGCAAGUAGCGCUUGAGACUGAGAAUAUAAACGUCCUGGAUGCAGGCUGGGCGACCGAUUGGGAAAAGGAGAUAUUGAAGAAGACGAGGAAAAAGGCGGUAGAGGAGUUUGGCCGUCCCGAUAACCGAAAAGCCAAGAAAAAUGGCGAAGAGUACAUCCUGUUGUUCGAGCAAGGCUUUGGUGAUGUGCUGGACAAGCUAUUGGCCUUGGACGAUGAUAAAUUGAAGGCGUCCCUGCGCAGGUUCCGGGCCGAGGUCACCAAGGCAGAACAACCGAAUGCUGCUGAUGAGGAUGUAUUCGGAGCCCAGCCAACGGCCAAACCGGAAAGCAAACCCCAAAAGCCACCACCUGGCUCAUAUUAUGCCACUGAUAGAGCGACGGCAGCGACUAGCACAGCGAGUCGUCCAACAACAGCAAUAACCUCCCGCACCAUUCCCGGGUCCAACAUGAGGCCAGGUCUACCGACAAUUGAGGAGAGUUCUUCCGGCCCUGCCGAUGAAAGCCCAACGACAGCAGCUCAGCUGAGAAUGCAAGGUCGACGAUCGUCAACGGCUGGGGGUGGCGCAAAGCGUGCCGAAAUCUUAGACUUUGAAGAGUGGCUGCUAAGGGGAGGUGCCGUUCUGAGGGGAGGUGCUCGGCUGAGGGGCGGUCGUCCGCUAGGGCAAGUUAUGGAUGCCGACUACGAACUCAACUGGCGAGCCCGCCGAUUAAAGUCGCUUCGGACGUUUUAUGGCGAAAUGGAGGCGAAAGACACGGAAAAGGGCGAUGACAAAGGCGCUGCGUGGGCGAGAGAUAGAAAGGAAGAUUGCGCAGAUAUGGAGAUGUGCUGGAUCGGUUGGAAGCACAAAUCCGAUGCCUUGCUCGAAGGAGAAAGACAAGCUAGUCUCUUUAGGAGUACGCCCAUCGGCGUGGGCGAAAGACCGGACUGGUUCCCGGAUGAGGUUGAUGAGGAUCUUUACCUUGAUCUCUUGGACAUGGAGACCAAAGGUAACUUGAAGGCCUACGUCUCGGAGUACCAUGAGAGGUUCAAGGGUUUGUUCCGGGUCUCGGGCGAUAAGGCACGGCGCGGGUCAGUCAAUAACACCGAUUCACUGCUAGGCAAGACUGCGGCGGGUCGUCGACUGGGCAGUAGGACCCCUCCUCAUGGGGGAGGACCACAUGCCACAGCGACUACUUCACUGGGAGGAGGACGACGGACCAUAGUUACUCCUUCUCAGGGAGGGAGACAACAGGCUACAGUGACUCCUCAAGGGCCACAAGUCGGUGGACGUGUAACGGGAGGGCGACAGCCUACAGUAACUCCUCCAGGGCCCUCUGUCGGCGGGCGUAUAACGGCAGGAAGACGACCUACAGUCACUCCUCAAGGGCGGUCCGUGGGCGGGCGCAUAGCGGUACGCCAGCCUACAGUAACCCCUCCGGGCCCUACUCAAAGACGACCUGUCGGCACAGCCACGACAAAAGCCCCGACGCCACCUCACCCUUUUGCGGGUUUCACCCCGACGGCACCAAGAGUAAAACCUGCCGUCCCAGGUCAGAGCUCCUCAACCGAAGUCUCGGAAGAGGAAGAGGGGAACAAGAUCGAUACGACGCAGCAGUCCGUCGGCACCACCACGCCCUCAAUGCCGCCGCAGCCGGGGUCUCUACGGCACCUCUCCUUCCAACCUCGCCCGAGGAUAGGGGGGAUGGUUCAGGAAGAGCGACGGUCGGGGCUCACACCGGAUAGGACGGUCCAUUUUGCGACUGGGGUGACGGUCAUGGAGUAUGAUGAUGACCCGAGCACGCCGGUAUACGAGAGGUUUAGUGACGAGGAGGAGAAGGAGGAGGAUGCUCCAGCGCCGCAGCAGAUUGCGGGGAGGAAGAGGUCGAUCGAUGAGACUGGGGAGGUGGUGGAUCAAGGGGGGAGGGAGAAUCCCAAGAGGACGAAGCCUACUGUGGAAGGGGGGUCUUCUGAGUCGGAGGAGCUUUAA
Messenger RNA from Podospora bellae-mahoneyi, 5157 nucleotides. RefSeq lists its product as uncharacterized. The transcript is spliced from 2 exons. Lineage: Eukaryota; Fungi; Ascomycota; Sordariomycetes; Sordariales; Podosporaceae. Bases 1 to 5157 code for a protein of 1718 amino acids. The record is from RefSeq and is a predicted model, not a curated record.